Molecule: messenger RNA, 495 nt
Organism: Ostertagia ostertagi
Lineage: Eukaryota; Metazoa; Nematoda; Chromadorea; Rhabditida; Trichostrongylidae
Source: the annotation of a GenBank genome assembly
AUGAACACUUUCGCCACGUCAUUGAUGUCCGCCUACAAUGUCUCCCAACAGCACGCUCGUGUAGCGCUGAUGGCUGUCGGAAGUGGUAAAGCGGGUUCGAUACCAGUGGCAUACUUCAACAGCAUCGAUUCGAACAAGAGUCUGGUGAAAUAUAUUAACACGAUCGAAGAUUACGCGGACUUCGAAAAUGACGGUCAGGCAAUUGCACGAGGAUUGACCACUGCUGUGACGGCUGACUUCAUGAGAGCCGGAUAUCGAAACGAAAUCAAGAAUCAUGUGAUCGUUUACAUCACAGCUACCACAAAGUUCGACGAUGAUCCGACAAGUGUUGUGAGCAUGAUCCGUAUGACGGGCGCUUACGGUAUCGUCACUGUGGGCUAUGGUCCGAGUGUAACCGAUGAGGCUGCCCUUCAGAGCGAAUGGUGGAAAAUACUGCUUAUGAACCAAACGGCUUCCCUUGAAGAAAAUUUCCAAGGUUGUGCGUCGAAUCAAUAA